This is a messenger RNA of Cebus imitator (Panamanian white-faced capuchin), 2918 nucleotides long. RefSeq names its product alpha-actinin-4-like. Bases 1008 to 1469 code for a protein of 153 amino acids. The record is from RefSeq and is a predicted model, not a curated record. The transcript has a single exon. Lineage: Eukaryota; Metazoa; Chordata; Mammalia; Primates; Cebidae. Gene Ontology annotation, molecular function: calcium ion binding.
UCAAAUCCUCUAACAAUUGCACCCAUCGAUUUUGCUGCACCUGCAGAAGCAAGCCCAGCAACACCACCACCAACUAUCAGAAUCUAGAAAAGAAGACAGAGCCAGUUAUGUGUUAAGGCUCAUUAGCAACUCAUACUGAAAAAUCAUCUGCUAACAAUUAUUGGUGUCUAGUAUAAGUUUAGCAUCAAUAAAUGGCAGUGCUGAUGGUGAUAACGAUGAUCAGCCCUUAAUAACUGGAUGGAGUAAAUAGACUAUUAACUGAACCGCCGCUGAUCUUAAAAUUUUAUUAAAGAAACAGCUGCUAGCAAAGGCCAACAAACCUUCACUAAAAACAACCUAAUAAUCAGCAUAUCCAUGUAAAAUCUACCUAUGCAUGAUCAGCAUUAUGUAUGUUGAAGAUUAACAGAUUCUUUCCCACUGUCUAAAAGUUCCUUCUACUAAAAGUUCCAGUGUGGCAUUAUACCUACCUUUACCCUAUCAAAUUCUAAGGUUUUUCUUUGUUCAUCAAACAUCAAAACACAUUUCAAAGAUGGGUACAACACUGGUGAAACAUCUACCCCAACAUUUAUUGUGAGCCAAAAUGCUUCUGAAAGGAACAGCUAUUGAGCAACCACAAUUCUGAACCAUUUUGAGCAACUCUAUGUAAGUCUCAGGCAAUGUAACUAACGUCCCUAAUCAUGGAAGGAUCAGCAACAAGAGAACCAAAGAAUUCCUCAGAAAUAAGAGUCUCCUCGCCCACUCUUCUAAGAAACAAAAGAACAAUAUUGUCUCCAGUUUGGAAUGGGCCUUCCCAAAGUCCUUUUAUAUAUCUCAUAAACAAUCAACUGAAGGCAACACUUUGUUCCUGUAGAAAAAAAUGCCACCCACAGAAUCAGUGAAGCUUACAAAUUCCCACCCACCCAUCAUGCCCACAUGUUCCUCUGCCUUUACAAAGACUAGGCUAGUCAGACUGCUCCAGUGAGCUCUGGGCAGUGUCUCAGAGGUCAUGUGAACUGGUCUUGAUAACGAUGGUGUGUUUGGGGACAGGGGGAUAUCUACAAGAAAGGGUGCAAAGAGUGACCAGAGGGAAUAAGCAGGCUCUAGGCUUGGGGCCCGAGGAGUUCAAGGCCUGCCUCAUCAGCCUGGGCUACGACGUGGAGAAUGACUGGCAGGGUGACGCCGAGUUCAACCGCAUCAUGAGCCUGGUUGACCCCAGCCACAGCGGCCUUGUGAUCUUCGAAGCCUUCAUCGACUUCAUGUCUCGAGAGACCACUGACACGGACACAGCCGACCAGGUCAUCACCUCCUUUAAGGUCUUGGCAGGGGACAAGAACUUCAUCACAGCCAAGGAGCUGUGGAGAGAACUGCCCCCCGACCAGGCCGAGUACUGCAUCGCCCACAUGGCGCCCUACCAGGGCCCUGAUGCCGUGCCCGGUGCCCUCGACUACAAGUCCUUCUCCACCGCCCUGUAUGGCGAGAGCAACCUGUGAGGCUCCAGAGACCCAGACCAAACACCCCCCACGGCCUCCUGGAGGGGCCGCAGAAGCCCCACAGUCCUGUUCCUCCACUCUGUUAAAAAAAAAAAAAAAAGAGGGAAGGAGGUAAGAAAAGAAAAGAGUAAACAAAAUAAGUAAAAGUGACAGAACUUAGCCAAGUUAUCCUGAAUCAAGACAUAACAAAGAAAUCCAUAGUUUAAAAAACAGAAUUGCACAAGAGUAAAGCAGCAGAUCUUACCAUAGAAAUUUACUUUUUCUCUCUAAAGAAUGAAGUAAAGAAAAAGACACAGAGAAUAAGAGUCAGAGAGCUUAGGUCAAAAUCCUGCCCCUGUUACUAACUAGUUCUGGGUGAUCUUGGGCAAGCUGCUUAUCAUCUGCAAUAUAGCAAAGUGCCUUCUCAGACUGUUGGUACAUUAAAUAAGGGACUUGAACCAAAGCGCUUACUGCUAACUGGCACACUGCAGCUAUAUACUCAAGAAAUAGUAUCGGGCCAGACAGGUGGCUCAGGCCUACGAUCCCAGCACUUUGGAAGGCCAAGACAGGAGGAUCCCUUGAGUUUAGGAGUUCAAGACCAGCCUGGCCAACAGAGUGAGAUCCCAUCUCUAUUAAAAAAUAAAAAUCUUAAAAAAAAAAAAAAAGAAAGAAAGAAAGAAGGAAAGAAAUUGUAUGGGAAAGGGCAGGAGAAAGGAAAUAACUUUCAGAACAUUUUUUGUGUUCACUCAUAUAACCUGCUCAUCCCAUGGCCUUCCCCAUCUAAAUAAAGGCAGUAACUAUGCACAAUUGUUUAAGCCAAAAUAGGGAAUUCAUCAACUCCUCCCUUUGCACAUAUUUCCAUUUCCAAUCCAUGAACAAGUACUACUGGUUUUAAGUCUCAAAGAUCUCCCCUAAUCCAAAUAAAUCCCAUCCCCUUUCUCUACAUUUCUGGUGCCACCACCUUCCCAGGUACAACCAAUUGCUGACAGAUCUUGCCUUCACCCUACUAGCUGUUCCAACAUAACAGCCACAUGAUUUUUUUAAAUCCUAAACCAAACAUUUCCCCCACCUGCAGGAGAAUCCAAAGUCUAUAAUACAACCUAGAAGACAGGUUCCACAUGAUCCAGCCUAGACUUUCCUUUCCAACAUCAUCUCAGAUCACUGUCCAUCUUGUUCACCACACUCCAAGACCAAUGGUCUUCUUUAUCUUUCCAGAACCUAAAUACAGGAAUCCCAAAUGCUUGGAAUCCUUAAACACCUGUUUUCUUUUUCCAUGCUUCAAAUCUCAGCUCAAAGGUCAGAGGAAGCUUCUCCAACACCCUACUAAAGUAGCCUGUGCCCAUUACGGUCAUAUCAUCUGGUUCGUUUUUUUUCUGUGUGAAAUCAUCUCAUGGCCAGGUGAAGUGGCUUAUGCCUGUAAUCCCAAAAUUUUGGGAGGCCGAGGCAGGAAGAUUGUUUGAGCUCAGGAGU